Molecule: messenger RNA, 1615 nt
Organism: Aspergillus costaricaensis CBS 115574
Lineage: Eukaryota; Fungi; Ascomycota; Eurotiomycetes; Eurotiales; Aspergillaceae
Product: putative MFS glucose transporter
Exons: 2
Coding region: 91-1566 (491 amino acids)
Biological process (GO): monosaccharide transmembrane transport
Cellular component (GO): membrane
Molecular function (GO): hexose transmembrane transporter activity
Source: RefSeq, a predicted model, not a curated record
GUAACAGCAGAUCUGUCCCCCAUUUACUGACCGAAAGCUCUGUGGAUUAUUGAGACCCCCCGUACUCAACGAACGUCUCAAACCACAAUCAUGGUCUCUCCAGAACCGAUCCGAUCUCGGGUCACGCCAUACUUGAUCUACCUCGUGUUUAUCACAACAUUAGGACCACUCCAAUUCGGUUAUCACCUGGCCGAACUUAAUGCCCCUCAGGCGGUGAUCACCUGCGAGCGGAAGAGCAUCCAUUCCUCCACCGAGGCACUCUCUCUACCACAAUGUAUCCCCAUGAACGCUUCGCAAUUCGGCCUGGUGUCGUCAAUCUACACCCUUGGUGGACUCUUAGGAGCCCUGCUGGCAGGGCCAGUUGCCACCAAACAUGGUCGCCUUUUUGCUCUGCGAGCAACCACGCUAUUCUUCAUCCUGGGCCCCGUGGCUGAAACAUGCGCAUCCAACAUUCCCCUUCUAAGUCUAGGCCGGCUGCUGUCCGGCAUUGGAGCAGGAGCUGCGAUUGUCGUUGGCCCCAUCUACAUUUCCGAGAUCGCUCCACCCAGCGCCAGAGGUUUCUUUGGUGCUUUCACGCAGGUCAUGACCAACGUCGGCAUCCUAUUAACCCAGUCCCUCGGAUACUUCCUAAGCGAGGGCAGCAAAUGGCGAUUCAUCCUCGCCAUUGCCGGCUUCAUCGGAGCCCUCCAGCUCCUCGGCCUCACCCUAGUCCCAGAAAGCCCCACCUGGCUCGCCGAGCACCAAAAGAGCAAUCUAGCCAGACAAGUCCUGCAACGGCUGCGCGGAAAGGACGCAGACAUCGAAGAAGAAAUCGAAGGAUGGCCAUCCUCAACAGCAGGACCAACCGAUGACAUCUCCGGCGAAGAGCAAUCGCUCCUCACGCCACCAUCCGGCAACAUGCCACCCAAACAACCCCCCGUCACCAUCUUCCACGCCAUCACUAACCCAACCUACCGACCAGCCAUCAUCGCCGUCGUCGGCGUCAUGAUCUCCCAACAAUUCACCGGCAUCAACAGCAUCAUCAUGUACAGCGUCUCCCUCUUACAAACCAUCCUCCCCACCACCGCCGCCCUCCUCACCGUCAUCAUCUCCGCCAUCAACCUCAUCAUCACCCUCGCCUGCUCCCCUCUCCCCGACAAAAUCGGCCGUCGAUCCUGCCUCCUCCUCAGCAUCACCGGCAUGGGAUUCAAUUCCAUGCUCCUAGCCCUAGCCAUCUACUUUAACCAAAAGGUCCUCUCCGCUAUCGCGGUCCUCCUCUUCGUCUCCUGCUUCGCCGUCGGUCUAGGCCCCGUCCCAUUCAUCCUCGCCUCGGAGCUCGUCGGCCCCGAAGCCGUCGGCGCCACGCAAAGCUGCGCCCUAGCUGCUAAUUGGAUCGCUACUUUCGUAGUAGCGCAGUUCUUCCCCAUGUUGAAUGAUGCCCUUGGCGGCCGUGGUAAGAUCUACUGGGUCUUCACGGGCAUGGCGUGUCUCCUUGGUGGGUUUAUCUAUUGGCGUGUUCCGGAGACGAAGGGGAAGGCUAGUGCGGAUGAGGUCUGGGGAAGAGACGAUCAUCGACGACGGGACUAAUAUCAGAUUGUAGCUGUUGGGGUAUCUUGCAUAAUAUAUCUGUAUGGUC